This is a messenger RNA of Drosophila subpulchrella, 1603 nucleotides long. RefSeq names its product glutamate transporter polyphemus-like. Gene Ontology annotation, biological process: amino acid transmembrane transport. The record is from RefSeq and is a predicted model, not a curated record. The transcript has 6 exons. Lineage: Eukaryota; Metazoa; Arthropoda; Insecta; Diptera; Drosophilidae. Gene Ontology annotation, cellular component: vacuolar membrane. Bases 132 to 1421 code for a protein of 429 amino acids. Gene Ontology annotation, molecular function: amino acid transmembrane transporter activity.
AUUUUAAUGUCACAUUUACUAAUUCAUCAAUAUUAUUUAUUUUGUUUAAUUUGCUUAUAUCCAAAUUCUUGAGUCUCUUAAAUGGUAAUUAUCGUCUUCAUUAAAAGUUAUCAUUCUACUUCCCACAUUUAAUGACGGACAGUACCUACGAUCCCUAUGCUAAUCGCAAUGUGGACAAACCAAUAUCCAACUUUGGAGCCUUCAUUUCGGUGAUCAAAUGCGUCGUGGGAACUGGUGUUCUGGCUCUGCCCUUGGCAUUUAAGUAUGCGGGAACUAUCCUGGGCCCCCUUCUUCUCAUAGCAACUACAUUUGUCCUCAUCCAUGGCAUACACAUGCUGAUCAUUUGCAUGGUAGAGUGCUCCCGUCGCGUGCAGGUCGGCUAUACCAACUUUCCGGAUUCGAUGGCGUACUCCUUUUCCCAGGGACCCAAAUGUUUUAAAUAUAUUUCCAAAGCUGCGGGCUACUUGGCGGACAUUACGUUGUGCAUUGCGCAUUACGGCAUCUGUGUGGUCUACCUAGUGUUUGUCUCCAGCAACGUAAUGAAUGUGUUGGAACGGUACGUCUAUAUGGGAGACUUAAGGUGUUACAUUGCCAUAUUUGGAGUACUGAGCAUUCCCGCCUUCUGUAUCAUACACCUAAAGUAUCUGGUGCCCAUUAAUUUGUUGGCCAAUAUCCUCAUCUACAUUGGAUUCGCCAUGAUUUUCUACUAUAUCUUUCAAAAUCUGCCGUCGUUCACCGAUCGCGCAUUUGUCGGUGACCCAAUGAAGCUUCCCCAAUUCUUCGGAAUCGUACUCUUCUCCAUUUCAUCGGUGGGGGUGUUUCUGGCCAUCGAGUCCAAGAUGGCAAAGCCACAAAAGUUCAUCGGGUGGUUCGGUGUACUCGAUAUGGCCGCCGUAGUUGUAGUUAUCUCUUACAUUAUCUUCGGAAUUUUCGGCUACUGGCGCUAUGGAGAAGGAGUAGCAGCUUCGUUGACCCUCAACCUUCCGGAUGAACCAUUGAGCCUUGCAAUCCAAAUAAUACUCGCAAUCGACGUCUUUCUGUCAUUUCCGCUGUCCGGAUAUGUGGUGAUCAAUAUCAUCAUGACCCACUUCUGGAACAAAAGUGGUAACCUGAAGCGGGCCGUGCUGAAGGAGAUCAUCCUUCGAAUUAGCUUUGUAUUGGUUGCAACCCUCAAUGGAGUCGCCUUCCCGGAUUUGGGUCCUCUGCUGGCCUUGGUCGGAGCCCUGACCCUAUCGCUGCUGAAUCUUGUCUUUCCAGCCUUCAUGGAGAUUUGUUUGUACUAUCCAGAGGAGUUCAACUAUGGCAGGUUUAAGUGGAAGCUCGUCAAGGACAUCAUUAUGAUAAUUUUUGGUGUCCUCAUUCUGGUCCAAGGCACCAUCUUUUCUAUCAUGGACAUGAUAGUGUAUUAUGGACAUAUGUAAAAAUAAAUCCAGCAAGGGCUACGAUGCGCUGAAACGGAACACACCAGACCUGCAAAUGAAUGCUUUAAAAAUUACACAAUCUCAGUCCAGGAACCUUAGUUACAAAACAUAGAAUGUGAAGUGUGUAAUAAUGAGUAGCGUAAAAUUUCUAUUUGUAAUGAAUAAAUUUGAUGUUAUAUAAA